GAAUGUUUUAAAUGCGGCACCGGUCUGCGUACAUCUCGAGAUCUGUCUCUGGCCCGUAUUCACGUAACCACCGCACGUGUCAUUGUAAACGGCAUUGCUUGAAUACAUUUAAAAAAAAACAAAUCGAUCCGAACCACAUUCAAACUCAUAUCGUACUCGGCGAGCGAGGUGCUUGGACGCAUCCUUCGAAACGGGGAUCAAAAAAAAAAAAAAAACAAUCUGUCAUCUUGACGUUCAAGAGUGAUUUUGGCGCCAAUUUUUUUCUGUCUGUGUUUUAAAGAAAAAAAAAUGCUACGUAAAUUGUGUUUGUUGUUAUGCAUUUUAAAAUUAGUUAACGCCGAUUUUUUCGUCAAUAAAAUUAAUCAUAUGGAGUAUUAUAGGAACAAAACGCGCCCUUCGAAGGCUUUUAACAGUUUCAGUACAAAUUAUUUUAAUCAGAACUUUUUGGGUGCUCACGCUAAGCCGGGGAAGGUUUUAUGCGGAACUAGAACCAUUGACUUCAACCCUGGAAGGACGGGGAAGAUUGUAGGAGGCACCGAGACACCUUAUGGAGCGUUUCCAUGGCAAGUCGAGAUCCAGAUGCUUGAUGUGGACAAGUUGAUCUUCGAGCACCACUGCGGAGGAGCCGUCAUAGCGGAACGUCUGGUGCUGUCCGCUGCCCACUGCUUCGAUAAACAACCACUACAAUUAGACCACAUACGACUAGUGGUAGGCGAGCACCGGCUGAAGAUCCAGGACAAACACGAGCACCAGUUCUUCGCUGAGAAGGUGGUUCCGCAUCCCGACUUUAGGAAAAACGGUCCACACAGCAACGACAUAGCGAUCAUCUUGGUGUCUAAGUCGGGUAGCGGAGUGCAGUUCAAUUCUCAUGUGAGGCCGAUCUGUCUACCCUCCAGCGAGGAGACUGCUGGCCAGUGGUGCGCUGUCAGUGGGUGGGGCUAUCAGGCAGAAGGUACAGAGACCUUCGCCCCGGUACUCAGGGCUGCUUCGGUGCCGGUUCUAGACUUGGCCACGUGUAGGCAAAGCCACGUGUUGGGUGGAAGGCAGCAACCGAUUUUGGACUCCAUGAUCUGUGCCGGUAUUCUGUCGGGGGGCGUGGAUGCUUGUCGUGGGGACUCGGGGGGUCCGCUGGCGUGUCGCUCGGGGGGCCGAGCUGACGGACAGGUGGGGAGUCAGGCUGGCUGGGCGCUUCAGGGGGUUGUGUCUUGGGGGGCUGGAUGCGCACGAAGAGCCCGUCCCGGAGUCUACACGAGGGUCGCCAGCUACAUACCUUGGAUUAGGAAAACUGCAACCAAAUUGGGACUUACUAUACCUUCGUAAUGGAAUUUUAAAAAAAGUGUCUUAACAGUUUUACUACAAAUUGAUUCAGUGUGUUUUUACGCACCUAAGUGAGGGGGUUGUUACAGGGGUUUAUUCACCCUUUGAAACCAAUUUUUGUAGCUGAGGAUGUGUUUCUAGUUUACGUGAGAGAUUUAAUAAAAAUAUUUUGUUAUUAAUUCUCUGUAGCGAAUCGAGUUAGUAUUUAUGAGUGAUAUAAUUUAAAGUAAGGCCAACCAGACGAGAUAAAAAAUGUAAACAAAGUUUCAGGAGUAAAAAACAUUUUUAUUUAAAUAAAUUAUUACAAAGUUCGAAUUUUAAUCGCUGUCAUCUGUACUAGACAAAGAUGAUUCGUCGGAAGAGUCCGAGUCAGUUGUGUUUAUGAUAAAACUAUCUAUUGUAUUAUCAAUCAUGUUGUCAAUAUGUAUCACUUCGAACGCAAUCCAAUCAGGAAUAAACUUGUUCACAAAAUGGCGGACCAAAUGUUGACAGCUGCGGUACUCAGUGCUUUCCUGUACCACGAAACACACAACGACAGCUGUUGUCGACCAACUGACGCCAUAACUGCGCGUACGAGUGAUAAGGACAGAGAUAAUAAUCCCUCGCUAUCGCAAUGUAACUCAGUAACGGUCCGCUUGUUUACGUUUAUUAUCUCGUCUGGUUGGCCUAAGUUUAGAUAAUCGUAAUAAUAAUAGCAUUUUACUGAUGGUAGGACGUUUUGUGAGCGUGCACGGGUAGGUACCACCAAUCUGCCUAUAUCUGCCGUAAAGCAGUAAUGCAUUUAGUUUCGAAGGGCGCGGCAGCCGUUGUACUGAAAAAAAUGAGACCUUAGAACUCAUAUCUCAAGGUGGGUGGCAACAUUUACGUUGUUCAUGUCUAUGGGCUCCGGUAACCACUUAACACCAGGUGGGCCGUGAGCUCGGUAACCUAUCUAAGCAAUGAAAUAAUAAUAAUAGCCGGGUAUGAGCUACAACCGGCUAUCCGGGCCCAAACUAGGAUUCCUAUGAUAGGAGUACUAUGGGAACUGGAGACUAAUAUACGUACUUAUCACAUGAUACCGAGUCAAAAAAGGUGAAAUAAAAUCCCCGUAUUAUUUCCAUUAUCAACACAGCACUGUACUAAUUGUAAUAAGUAUUGUUUUUUUAACGCCAAAGAUAUGUCAUGGUUAAUGUUAAAUUAGCAUUGUAAUUAAAUUUUAUUUUAUUGCAUAUUUUAUUCGAAACUACUUGUAAAAAUUAUAAUAAACGUUAUUAAAUAAAUAGAAAA
Bombyx mori (domestic silkworm) is the source of this 2583-nucleotide messenger RNA. Its product is annotated as trypsin. Gene Ontology annotation, molecular function: serine-type endopeptidase activity. The coding region runs from base 289 to 1320 and encodes 343 amino acids. The transcript has 6 exons. Gene Ontology annotation, biological process: proteolysis. NCBI's taxonomy places the organism in Eukaryota, Metazoa, Arthropoda, Insecta, Lepidoptera, Bombycidae. The record is from RefSeq and is a predicted model, not a curated record.